Orycteropus afer afer is the source of this 4318-nucleotide messenger RNA. RefSeq names its product zinc finger CCCH-type containing 6 (gene ZC3H6). Gene Ontology annotation, cellular component: nucleus. The record is from RefSeq and is a predicted model, not a curated record. Gene Ontology annotation, molecular function: metal ion binding; RNA binding. NCBI's taxonomy places the organism in Eukaryota, Metazoa, Chordata, Mammalia, Tubulidentata, Orycteropodidae. Gene Ontology annotation, biological process: negative regulation of DNA-templated transcription.
AUGAGGAUGCAUAAUUCUCCAUCUAGUGAUGACAGUUCAGACUACAGCCUUGCUUCGGAUGUUGAACAUACAGAAAGUUCCCGUAAAAAAGGAACUAGUUUCUACAGGGAUUAUAACAUUCCAUUUCCUCAGCGUGGACAUAUAUCAGGAAACUACAUGACAUCACAGAAAGAUCAACAUAAAAAAUACAAAAAUAAAGAGUAUGAUGAAUACAGUACCUACAGUGAUGACAACUUUGGUACCUACAGUCAGGAAAUGGAAGAAGAUUUUGUCAAGCAGCUGAAACAAUAUAGACAAGCUAAAGAAAUCUCAAAUACUGCUUUAGGAACAUUUUCUAAAGAACCAGGGAAGAAACAGAGAAUGAAAGGAUUCCAGCAAGGUAUUGAACAGAGGGUUAAAAGUUAUAAUGUGGGUCGUGGACGUGGUUUGCAGAAGAAAAUCAAACGCAAAGACCGUGGGGGAAGAUCCAGUAAAGGAGCGGAUGACUUUCAAGAGAAUAGUAAACCAGGGAAAAAAUGGAAGGUUAUGACUCAGGAAUUUAUUAAUCAGCACACAGUGGAACACAAAGGAAAACAAAUUUGUAAAUACUUUCUGGAAGGGAGAUGUAUUAAGGGAGAUCAGUGCAAAUUUGAUCAUGAUGCAGAGUUGGAGAAGAGAAAAGAGAUCUGCAAAUUUUACUUACAAGGAUAUUGUACCAAAGGAGAGAACUGCAUUUAUAUGCACAAUGAAUUUCCAUGCAAGUUCUAUCAUACUGGAGCAAAAUGUUACCAAGGAGACAACUGUAAAUUUUCUCAUGAUGAUCUGACUAAAGAAACAAAGAAACUUUUGGACAAAGUGUUGAAUACUGAUGAAGAACCCAUAAAUGAAGAUGAAAGAGAAUUAGAAGAACUUAGAAAACGUGGCAUAACUCCUCUUCCCAAACCACCUCCAGGAGUUGGGCUUCUGCCAACUCCAGCAGAACAUUUUUCCUUUUCUGACCCUGAAGAUGAUUUUCCAAUAGAUCUCUCUGAUGAUUUCAAGAAAAUUCCAUCUCUUUUUGAAAUAGUUGUAAAACCUACUGUGGAUUUAGCACAUAAGAUUGGGAAGAAGCCACCAGCAUUUUAUAACAGUGCCUCACCACCAGGACCACAAUUUCAGGAAAGCAGCCCACACCCUCAACAUAUCUAUAGUUCUGGAUCAAGUCCAGGUCCUGUACCUGAUAGGUCUCAGGGACACGAUAGUCCUGUGAUGCACCCAGGCUCCCCUGGACAUCAUCCAUGUGCAGGACCUCCUGGUCUAGCAGUCCCACAGAGCCCACCUUUGCCACCUGGUCCACCUGGAGUUGUAGGCUCUCACAGUCAAGCUGGAGUACUUGUUCAACCAGGUCCACCUUUGACACAAUCUGGUAUGAGUGGUGCUUACCACACCCCAGGCUUUCAAGGACACAUGGUGAAUGUAAUUCGAGAGAAGCACUCUUCUCCAGCCUCAUCACACCAGCAAAGUCCUGGUGAAACGCAACUCAACACCAAUUAUGAGUCCCUUCAAAACCCAGCAGAAUUUUAUGAUAGUUACUAUUCACAUCAUGCUGUCCACAAUUUUCAGCUCCCCAGUAACCCUGGUGAUGAGAUAUGGCAUGGUGAAUUUGCCCAGCAUCAGCCUCCCAUUGUUCAAGACUCACAUAACCAUGAGAGUGUGCCUGACAGCAGCAGUGUGACAGUCCAUAGUCCUUUGACUGCACCUGGUCUCCUCCCUGCGGUGCAGAGGGCACUUUUUGUGAGACUUACUCAGAAAUACCAUGAAGAUGAAGAAGCAAGCAGCACUGAACCUCACAGGGUGCCGGGCAAGGAAGAAGAUGAUACUGUUAACUGGUAUUCCAGCAGUGAAGAGGAGGAAGGAAGCAGUGUCAAGUCAAUAUUGAAAACAUUACAGAAACAAACAGAAAUUUUAAGGAAUCAACAACAACCUCCCACAGAACUCAGCAUACCUACUGAUCCAAGGCUUGCUAAAGAAAAAAGUAAAAUACACCAAGUGGUUGACCCUAGACUUAGGACUAUCCCAAGGCAAGGCAUUAGAAAACCUUCUGAGUCUGACCCACUGGAUCUUAGACUUGCAUGGGAUCCCAGGAAAUUAAGAGGGAAUGGAAGUGGUCAUGUAGGCUCUUCUGUUUGUGGAGCCAAAUGUGAUUUACGUCAUACAAAUGCUGGCACUAAUGUCAAACACAAAAGAGGAGAUGAUGAUGAACAUACAGAAAGAGAGCUGAGAGAAAAAGCUUUCUUAAUACCUUUGGAUCCUUCACCUGGUAUAAUGCUCCAGGAUCCAAGGUCACAAUUGAGACAAUUCAGUCACAUUAAAAUGGAUAUUAUCCUAACCAAACCAAACUUUGCAAAACACAUCGUGUGGGCUCCUGAAGACUUACUUCCAGUACCUUUACCUAAACCUGAUCCAGUAUCUUCAAUCAAUUUACCGCUUCCCCCUCUUAUAGCUGACCAGCGGCUCAAUAGGUUAUGGGACGCAAAGAAUGAUUUUCAGCAACACACAAUGCCCAUUGAAUCAAAAUUAGCAGCCAAAGCCAAAAAUAACACAACAAACAGAAAAGGCUACCUAGAUCAAUUUGGAGACUUACAUAGUUCAGGAAGUAAAUUAGGAGAUCCCAGACUGCAAAAAAAUUUUGAUCCUAGACUUCACAGACUGCCCAAUACAGAGUCACAUCAAGGGGUUACAAAGGAUUCACAUACGUCUAAGGGUACCCCUUAUUUAGCAAGAUCAAGCCCUGCUUCAUCACAGCCCUCAGGGGCAGUAACCAGCAGUUCUGGGCCUGGGGCUCUGCCUCCAUAUGCCCCUAAACUGUCGUCUUCAGCUGGCCUUCCACUAGGAACUCCAAGUUCAGUUCUUAGUGGUAUUAGUUUGUAUGAUCCUAGGGAGCAUGGUUCAUUAUCUACAUCAGAGCUAGCAACAGUUUCUUUAGGAGAAAAUGCAGAAAACCAGAAAAAAAGUGGUGGUUUGAAAAGUAGUGGCAAAAAUGAGCCUACUCCUGCGGAAAUAAUCCUGCCACAAAAAACUGCUCCAGAUGUGGAAGGCAUGGUCAAGGGGCCAGCUGACCCCGAGGCAGAUAUUCUCAGGAGUUCUGGGAAGGUCCAGGCCCCAGCAGUGCAUAGUCUUCCUAUCCCAGCGCUAAUAACGGGCUUAAUUAGACCCCAGUACAGUGAUCCAAGGCAAACAAGGCAGCCGGGACAGGUGAGCCCAACCCCAGAUAAUGACCCCAAUAAAGAAGUGGAUGACAAAUCUCUGAAAGAGGUUUUCAAAACCUUUGAUCCAACUGCUUCACCAUUUUGUUAGCUAUUGUGUUAUUAAGCAAUUCUUUUCACUCUUGUGACUGUUGCGGUCCUCUGCUGUUUUGUAACUGGUUUACCUCUAUAGGUUAUUUAUUUUUAAAUUAUAAACACUUUUCAGCUGCUAGUAUUAGACCACAUGAAGUUAUACCCUCUAAAGCCUGUGGUAUUUUAUAUAAUAUUUUUAUAACUUUAAGAGAUUGUAGUAAUUGAUAUAGAAACCUGUAUAUCAUGUGUAGCAUCAGUACAAGUAUGUUUAUUGUAAAUAAACCAUCAUGAAUUCAACACUCUGCCUGAAUAUAUGCCAGUUGUCUUUCAUAAUCAAUGUUUAGAUAAAUGAUUACCACUUUUAUAUCAUUGUUUUGUUUCAAGCAAUAUGAUGUACAUUACUUUCGAGAAACAGUAUUUUGACAGGAUCCUCUCUAUAUGUCAGCACGGAGCUGAUUAAUAAGUAAUGCUAACUAAAAUGUAAAAUGAAGUAAAGAAAGCAUUUUAAAAUCAUGAUUAGCAGAACAGUUCAUGUUAAGGGCAUCACUUUUAUUAGUAUUGGCAAUAUUAUUUGUGUAAAUGAAACAAUUGAAUGUCAUGCCUUUUUAAAAUAUUGUAUACUGUAUUAUAGAAGUUGAAAUUAUAUAAAUAGAAUGUUUUGCUAAAGUGAAAAAUUCCCAAGUUCUCUAACAUAAUUUUUUAAUUUAAUUUUUCAUAUUAAAUAGUUAUGAGUUUCUGUUGUGUUGCAUUGUGAUGUUUAUGUAUUUCAAUGUAUUUUUGUCUUUAGCAGUAUAAUUUAUAUUACUUUUCAAAUAAUGUAGCUGUAGUAAUUGUAUUCAUCAUGACUUUGGCAAAUUUUAACAAAAUUUUAAAAGAUUCACUGAGAGUCUGUAGUGAUUAUUACAUUGAUAAUGUUUUAAAUGCCCAGGUACCAUAUUUUUACUUAAAUUGCAAGAAAACACAGAGAUUGCAGGUAGUGUCAACUGUAUAUGGCUACCAAUAAAGAAUCUCUUCCAGACCUC